Molecule: messenger RNA, 924 nt
Organism: Microthlaspi erraticum
Lineage: Eukaryota; Viridiplantae; Streptophyta; Magnoliopsida; Brassicales; Brassicaceae
Source: the annotation of a GenBank genome assembly
AUGGUUGGAGGAGGAGUUAUCCAGCAGCUUCUAAGGAGGAAACUUCACUCCCAAUCAGUGGCAACUCCGGUGUUGUCAUGGUUGUCUUCGAAGAAAGCUAAUGACGAGGCUGGGUCUGCUGGUUUUAGAGCAUUUGCUCUCCUGGGUGCUGGUGUUACAGGGUUGUUGAGUUUCUCUACAGUAGCAUCCGCUGAUGAAGCUGAACACGGCUUGGAGUCUCCACACUACCCUUGGCCUCAUGAUGGCAUUCUCAGCUCAUACGACCAUGCUUCGAUCCGUCGUGGUCACCAAGUUUACCAGCAAGUCUGUGCAUCUUGCCACUCGAUGUCUCUGAUCUCAUACCGAGACUUGGUGGGUGUUGCCUACACAGAGGAAGAGGCGAAGGCAAUGGCAGCUGAAAUCGAGGUUGUUGAUGGACCAAACGAUGAGGGUGAGAUGUUCACUCGACCCGGUAAGCUCAGUGACCGGCUUCCUGAACCAUACUCGAAUGAGUCAGCUGCAAGGUUCGCCAAUGGAGGAGCGUAUCCACCUGAUCUAAGUCUUAUUACUAAGGCACGUCACAAUGGCCAGAAUUACGUCUUUGCUCUUUUGACUGGUUACCGUGAUCCUCCUGCUGGAAUCUCGAUCAGAGAGGGGUUACACUACAAUCCUUAUUUCCCUGGGGGAGCAAUCGCUAUGCCAAAGAUGCUUAAUGAUGAAGCUGUGGAAUAUGAAGAUGGAACUCUUGCAACAGAAGCACAGAUGGGUAAAGAUGUUGUAUCAUUCUUGUCCUGGGCAGCUGAACCAGAAAUGGAAGAGAGGAAAUUGAUGGGUUUCAAGUGGAUCUUCUUACUCUCGUUGGCUCUGCUUCAAGCUGCAUAUUACAGGAGACUGAGAUGGUCUGUUCUCAAAUCCCGUAAGCUGGUUCUCGACGUUGUGAACUAA